Molecule: messenger RNA, 795 nt
Organism: Procambarus clarkii (red swamp crayfish)
Lineage: Eukaryota; Metazoa; Arthropoda; Malacostraca; Decapoda; Cambaridae
Product: soluble scavenger receptor cysteine-rich domain-containing protein SSC5D-like
Source: RefSeq, a predicted model, not a curated record
AUGGCUCCUGGCUUCCUGAGGGAGUUCUGCCAGGAGUCACAUCUAGUCCAACAUCUUCCGCCUGUUAUCAUAAAACUGGAUAAUUCCAAGUCUGGCAUUACUACCCCGCCAGCCUCCGGACCUGGCACAGAGAACCACCCCGCCAUAACCCCCGGACCUGGCACAGAGAACCACCCCGCCAUAACCCCCGGACCUGGCACAGAGAACCACCCCGCCAUAACCCCCGGACCUGACACAGAGAACCACCCCGCCAUAACCCCCGGACCUGACACAGAGAACCACCCCGCCAUAACCCCCGGACCUGGCACAGAGAACCACCCCGCCAUAACCCCCGGACCUGACACAGAGAACCACCCCGCCAUAACCCCCGGGCCUGACACAGAGAACCACCCCGCCAUAACCCCCGGACCUGACACAGAGAACCACCCCGCCAUAACCCCCGGACCUGACACAGAGAACCACCCCGCCAUAACCCCCGGACCUGACACAGAGAACCACCCCGCCAUAACCCCCGGACCUGACACAGAGAACCACCCCGCCAUAACCCCCGGACCUGACACAGAGAACCACCCCGCCAUAACCCCCAGACCUGACACAGAGAACCACCCCACCAUAACCCCCGGACCUGACACAGAGAACCACCCCGCCAUAACCCCCGGACCUGGCACAGAGAACCACCCCGCCAUAACCCCCGGACCUGGCACAGAGAACCACCCCGCCAUAACCCCCGGACCUGACACAGAGAACCACCCCGCCAUAACCCCCGACCUGACACAGAGAACCACCCCACCAUAA